AUGGAUUCGACCGCAUUACAACAUUUGACAAGUGUUUUUGUCUUAUCGCGCGAUCUUUGUGAAUUUCUAUCGACGUACGAGCCUUCCGAAAUCGAAUCGAUUGGACUCUUAUAUGCGAUGUGUGACGAGAUCCUUCACUUGGUUUGUAAGACAUGGCGAGGGAUUCAAGUUGAAAUAGUCGAAGGGAGACCAUUUGGGAACGAAGAGUUGUAUCAGCAAUGUGGCCUUUUAAGUACCUCAACGGAGUCUGAUUUGGCAGACCAACUUGCGGAUGCGAGAGAUGAAAUUUUAUUACGAAAAGAGUGGCUCAGAGAGUUAAUUAGAAACGAAGAAGAAGAGGACUCCAGAAGAGGAAUGAGACUUGGGCUUGAGGAAAUCACAUUUUUGAUGAACGACAAACUCGACGAGUUCUAUGGGUUAGUCAAUAACCCACCUACAAGUGAUUUUGAAGAUUACGACGUCGAGAAAAUCAUGAGUUACAUUGUCGAGUUGUGCGUCAGAGGACCUUCAGAAGACGAAAAGAGUGAAGCUGAAAAGAUUGAGUUUCAGGUGCAAUACGGUGAUGCGCCACUCCUCAAAAUUGAGGAAUUUGAGAAGAUCAACACCCCAAAGACUUCAGAGGCAAAACAAAGUACAGAAAAUCGUCCACACACACCAAAGAAGUCAUACGAACAAAUAGAAAUCAAAGGGAAGAUGGUCAGACCAUCUUUAAAGAACAUGAAGAGUGACUUGGUCUGGAAAGCACUUGACAAAACACCUUUGGUGAAGACAAGAAGUGAUUUGGGGAGUAUCGGUGUACCAAAGAAGACUGUUAUAGCCUUUAUACCUCCAGUCGAAGGAUCACAACUUCAAGCGACACAAUUAGUUGAGUCAAAUGGUAUUGUAGAAGCACAAGAAGAUGAAGUGAAAGGGACAUGUGAUGUCAAAGAAAUGGCACGGGGUGACACUCCACCCUUGCAAAGCAAAUGUAGUGUGUUAUAUGAAGAACAACCGCCGGUGUACUCUGCGAAGCGAAGUGUACUCUCUCGCAAACAGUCUGAAAUAGCACUGCAAACUGCAACGGAGGAAGAGAAAGGCAAUUAUAAAUUGUUUGAGCAACGCUUUACCGUGAUCAAUCAGUUUUUGGACGAUUUUGAGUAUCAGAUGAAAUGGGCGGAGUGGUUUAAUAGUGUUGUCUACUGUGCGAUCAGUAAGUUAGAGAUUAUGAGUGAAUUAGACUUGGAUACCUUAUUUAGUCGACAUAUUAAGGUAGUUCCUUUAUUACAUGGAUUGACGGAACCUUUGCAAAAUAUGAACUAUGUUGCACAAGUUUCAUCGUCGUAUGCGGAAGAUGAUAUGUUCUAUGUCUUCAUGGACCAUCUGAAUCAAUAUUUUGUGAGCGAUCAACUGUUAAUAGAAGCGAUAGCGUGGAAAGGGAAUGCGAAUGCGAUGCUGAGAAAGAUGAUGAAGAACCCGAAGUUCAAGGAACUUGCGGUGGACGGGAAGAAUAACUUAGUUGAGACGUUCAUCCAAUUUCCGGAGUUGAUGCUGGGUAUGUUGGUACAGGUAGUGUUACAGAUGUACAGCAUGACACCGGAUAUGAAGAGAACAUGGGCGAUGGAAAAGGUCCGGAUUAAUGCGGAGGAUUUACGACCGGAAAACGCCAAUUUUGUGCAACGCAUCCGAGCCGUGAAAGAGCUUCAGGAACUUGAGAUGCGAAUUACUGGGUUCAUGCAAUGUCAAAGCGACAUUGAAAAGUUUGUGGAGAAGGGAAGACAUGUUGUGCAGAGAUACCCGAUCAGUAUGGUAGUUGGGAAGAAGUACAAACGAAUGAUGUUGUAUAUCUGCAACGAUAUUGCAUUUAUCUGUUCGCAACCGGAGAAGAAAACGGGAUAUAUGAAAUGUGUGUGGGCGUCGAAAUUGGAGAGGUGCACGUUGAUCUUACAAGAACAUCUUGAGGCGAAGAAGGAUAUUGUGAAUCAAGUAGUGAGAGAAUCAGUCCACACAAAAGAGAUGGGAGAACAUCUGAAGACAUUAAAGAACGCAAGAGUACCGAAAGCUGAGAAGAAAUUGGAUUCGUGUUGUGUUGUGGAAUAUAUUAAGGAAAGUCAGGCGACAAAAGAACUGCUCAAGUGGGACGUUGUCUUCUGGUCAGAACCGGAAAGUAAUGUGAAGACAUUGAGAGUGGCAUUGAUCAAUGCGAUUGGGAAUAGAAAGGCGGAGAAAGCUAAGUAA
Messenger RNA from Entamoeba invadens IP1, 2214 nucleotides. RefSeq lists its product as hypothetical. NCBI's taxonomy places the organism in Eukaryota, Evosea, Mastigamoebida, Endamoebidae. The record is from RefSeq and is a predicted model, not a curated record. The transcript has a single exon. Bases 1 to 2214 code for a protein of 737 amino acids.